UAUACACACGCAUACCCGCCCUGGUACAGGCUGCACACUUUUCCUCCAUCUGAUGAACAGUCCUGCACACACAAUGAUUACGGGGAAACAUAAAUAAAUACGGAAAAAGGGUUGCUUAUUUUGACUACUGGAAGAGAUUUGCUGGGUCUCAGCGCAACUUUUGUUUUUAUUACUGGGAAGGUGAUCUCUCCGGGUGGGUCUCUGUUACUUGAGGAUUCUUUGAAAGAAGAGAGACCAAGAGAGGGGAGAACAAUCUUUCACUUUAAGAGACCGGCGGGGCUCAAAGAAGGAAGGGGGAAGGCUGCAGCUUGGAAGCCACCGCUGCAGCGUUUUGGAAAAGACGCUUCUGACCCAUUUCUUGUGCACCGAGGCCCGUUUCUCCACCGAAGUUGGCUCCAGCUCUAGCAGCCGCAUUGGAUCCCACAGCUUACUGCGAGACUCCGGUGUACAAUCCGGAUCUCUGCCCCAACAUGAUCGCGGCGCAGGCCAAGUUGGUCUAUCAUCUGAACAAGUACUACAACGAGAAAUGCCAAGCCAGGAAAGCUGCCAUUGCCAAAACUAUCCGGGAAGUCUGCAAAGUUGUUUCUGACGUCCUGAAAGAAGUGGAAGUGCAGGAACCGCGGUUCAUCAGCUCCCUCAACGAGAUGGACAAUCGCUAUGAGGGCCUCGAAGUCAUUUCUCCCACUGAAUUUGAAGUGGUGCUUUACCUUAACCAAAUGGGGGUCUUCAACUUUGUGGACGACGGCUCCCUGCCUGGCUGCGCGGUGCUGAAACUGAGCGACGGGCGCAAGAGGAGCAUGUCCCUCUGGGUGGAAUUCAUCACCGCCUCUGGCUACCUCUCGGCGCGCAAAAUCCGCUCGAGGUUUCAGACUCUGGUGGCUCAGGCGGUGGACAAAUGUAGCUACCGGGAUGUGGUAAAAAUGGUGGCCGACACCAGCGAAGUGAAACUGCGAAUCCGAGAUAGGUACGUGGUGCAGAUCACCCCGGCUUUCAAAUGCACCGGGAUCUGGCCCAGGAGUGCAGCCCACUGGCCCCUUCCCCACAUUCCCUGGCCCGGCCCCAACCGGGUGGCGGAGGUCAAAGCGGAAGGCUUCAAUCUCUUAUCUAAGGAGUGCCACUCUCUGGCCGGUAAACAGAGCUCGGCCGAGAGCGACGCCUGGGUGCUGCAGUUCGCCGAAGCAGAGAACAGACUGCAGAUGGGGGGCUGCCGAAAGAAAUGCCUCUCCAUCCUCAAAACCCUAAGGGAUCGCCACCUGGAACUGCCGGGUCAGCCUCUGAACAAUUACCACAUGAAGACUUUGGUUUCCUACGAGUGUGAGAAGCAUCCCCGGGAGUCGGACUGGGAUGAGUCUUGCCUAGGCGAUCGGCUGAACGGGAUUUUGCUGCAGCUCAUCUCCUGCCUGCAGUGCCGGCGGUGUCCCCACUACUUCCUACCGAACUUAGAUCUGUUUCAAGGCAAACCUCACUCGGCGCUGGAGAACGCUGCCAAACAAACGUGGCGCCUGGCAAGGGAGAUCCUAACUAACCCCAAAAGUUUGGAAAAACUUUAGAGAGGGUAAUUUAAUCAAGAGCCCAGAAUCAAGAAGUGAUUCUGUUUCUCAAAGUCCGCAAUUAGUUGGAAGCUUCCCUAUCGACCAACCUCUACUAUUCCAUUUGACAGUGCAAACAAUCUCUUCCUUAAAAAGGAAGAAUAAUACAAUGUUUAGGCGUCAUCUCUUUGGCCCCUCCAAGGGGAGGAAAAAAACCCAGGGGCAAUGGAGAGAGUAAAACCCUAACCUACAAGUGUUAGAAGAUUUCUUGACAACGGAUUUCAUAUCUCCCUUGAAAAAUACACAGUGACACCUCCACAAUAAUCGGCUUUAAUGCAAGACCACAGUGAACAUUCUGCCUAACUAUCCAAGGAUUAGAGCAAUCCUUGUGAUUUAGGCGCAUCUGUCUGUGAGUAAACACCACUUGAAAAUGCCAUCAAAGGGGAAAGUGUAAUGUAUAUUUUGAUUUGUAACAAAUAUUGUGAUCUCACAUUGUCUUUGCAAGUGUGGAUGUUGGUGUUUUGUGAUUUGGUGAACAGAAUUAAACUGAAUUGCCAUUUUGGAUCCUUCCAGACAUUUUCCACUAUCGAUACAUUGAAAGGUAGAUUUCCUCCUGGUACUUUUAUCUGUCUUUGACAUUGUCUGAGCUUUUAAAAAGUUUACAUUUUGUUUCAAAUAUAUUGCUUGUUCUAUUUCUAACAUUCCAUAGAGAUACUUGAAAUGUUAUUUAAAUAUAUUCAAAGAAAUUUGAAUUCAGCUUAUAUAAUAACGCUUGAAUAGCUGAAUUAUAUAUUUGAAAAAUGCACUUGAAAUACACUGGAUAAUUACUUUUGUGAUUUAGAUUUUAAGUUCUGUUGCUGGUUUUUAUUUAAUUAGAAGCUAAUAAAUGAGUAAAAUAAAA
Suncus etruscus (white-toothed pygmy shrew) is the source of this 2430-nucleotide messenger RNA. It is a transcript of the gene MAB21L1, whose product is annotated as mab-21 like 1. The record is from RefSeq and is a predicted model, not a curated record. Bases 471 to 1550 code for a protein of 359 amino acids. Lineage: Eukaryota; Metazoa; Chordata; Mammalia; Eulipotyphla; Soricidae. The transcript has a single exon.